CGGCUUGCAUUGUAAUUUAACUCUUGGCCACGUCCACCGGCCACGUCGCCCCGUGUUCGCCAUAUUUCUUGGAGGAAUGCACUGGAAAAGUGUAGGAAACCGGUUAAAGCGAAUUUCAGGCGUUUCAUACUUGGAAUAACAGCGGACAGAAACGGUUGUCUUCUCUUGUUCGAAGAAAAACCAUCAAAAGCUACAAUGAACAUCUUUCGGCUGGCCGGAGAUCUGUCUCACUUAGCAGCCAUCAUCAUUCUGCUGCUCAAAAUAUGGAGAACCAGGUCUUGCGCAGGGAUCUCUGGGAAAAGCCAGAUACUCUUUGCCUUGGUUUUCACAACACGCUAUCUGGAUCUCCUUACAUCCUUCAUAUCCCUCUACAAUACAAGCAUGAAGGUCAUCUACAUUGGAUGCUCUUAUGCCACUGUUUACUUAAUCUACGCGAAGUUCAGGGCCACUUAUGAUGGGAACCAUGACACUUUCAGAGUGGAGUUCCUUGUAGUUCCAGUUGGAGGCCUGGCCUUUUUGGUCAACCACGACUUCUCUCCAUUGGAGAUCCUAUGGACCUUCUCCAUCUACCUUGAGUCAGUGGCCAUUCUGCCUCAGCUCUUCAUGAUCAGCAAGACAGGAGAGGCUGAGACCAUCACCACCCACUAUCUGUUCUGCCUGGGCGUCUACCGUGCUCUCUACCUCUUCAACUGGAUCUGGAGGUUCUACUUUGAGGGCUUCUUUGACAUGAUUGCCAUUGUGGCUGGGGUGGUCCAGACCAUCCUCUAUUGUGACUUCUUCUAUCUUUAUUUCACAAAAGUGCUGAAGGGAAAGAAGCUGAGCCUGCCAGCAUAAGUGCCAAAGAACAGAGACCUGUGUCACCAUUCAGACUCGCAGGGGGGCAUGGGCCAGUAAUGCCACAGCAAGACGCCGAAGACAGAACACGUAUGUGAAACUGUUGCUGUUUUUGUGAAAUGUCACCUGGAUAAAAAUGAAACGGCGCCAUGAACUGCAAUGAGGAUUUCUCUUGGAUCUGGCAACCGAUUUUUUGUUUUCAGCAUCUUGCAAUACCUUUUUAGUGCUGUUAAAAAAGAAAACAACUUUUCUAUGUGAGGUGUACUACAGGAUGAAGCUCCAAAUGUUAACAAUUGACUCAAUUUAAAACCCCUACAAACUCUGCUUAUUACAUGUACUUUUGAAUAUUCAUGACAUGAUGUCUGAUGUCUCCAGGAGUGGUGAAACUUGGCCUGAGGAACAUGUACUGAACAAUAGAACAAUACAUUAGGUUGAGCACAUCCCAUUCUUUAUUUUCCAUGCCAAAUAACAUCACAAUACAAAAUUAUUGAUUAGACUUCAGUGAAAUUUCAGUAUAACAUGAAAUGAAUGGCUGAUUUUAGAUUCCAACAGCAUUUCAAGGUUUUUCAUUAAUUCACACAAUGCCUUAUUUCAGCUACACUUUGUACAGUAUAUAAGCAGAGAUGCCCCCUUGUAAAUGUAUUAACCUUUGUGUAAAGAAGCGAAUGUGAUGAGGAUGUUUUGUACUGCCAAUUCAUUCAGCACUGAUAGUUUGUAUUCUUUAUGUAUUGGCUCCAAAUUACUGUGGGUUUUGUAUCUCUCUUAGGGAUGUAGUCAUUCAUCAGUGGUCAUGAUGUAAUAUACAACAUGCACAACACAGACUAAGAUAAUAUUGAUAAUAGUAUCCUGCAACUAAAUAUUUGUUGUUCACAUGCAGUAAUUUAUCGCAAAAAGCACAUGGAAUUUAACAUGGUGUGCAUAUUAUCAAAAACUGGAGUGUGUGUAUAUGGCUUCCAUAGAGCUGCAUAUAUUUCCCCCCAACUUGAGUCAUUCCUGUAGAGUUUCCUUUCUUUUUUUGUUUUGUUUGUUUUUACAUAUUACCACCUCCAAUAAAAAAUUUUACAGGC
Messenger RNA from Colossoma macropomum (tambaqui), 1901 nucleotides. It is a transcript of the gene kdelr2a, whose product is annotated as KDEL endoplasmic reticulum protein retention receptor 2a. Gene Ontology annotation, biological process: endoplasmic reticulum to Golgi vesicle-mediated transport; protein retention in ER lumen. The record is from RefSeq and is a predicted model, not a curated record. The coding region runs from base 196 to 834 and encodes 212 amino acids. Lineage: Eukaryota; Metazoa; Chordata; Actinopteri; Characiformes; Serrasalmidae. Gene Ontology annotation, molecular function: ER lumen protein retrieval receptor activity. The transcript is spliced from 5 exons. Gene Ontology annotation, cellular component: cis-Golgi network; endoplasmic reticulum; membrane.